AUGUUCGGAAUCAUCAACUUGCCUAGUCGCUCAACCGGCACUGUGUCCAGUGCUUCGAGUUCCAAGAAGCGUUACGCGCCUAUCGUUAACGAGCUUCUCCAUUUACUCGACAAAUCGUUUCCUUAUGCUUCUGGAAUGGAGGCCCUCGAGCAAGCCAUCCAAUCUGCGCUUCAGUACAGGAUCGUUGAGAUGGAAAGCUACGGGCUCACCUCUGCUAAAGGAUUUCUAAACUUUGCAACCUGGAUGGUCGAUGGUUGGAUACCUACCGAGUCAGCAAAGGGUAGAGACAUCUAUUAUAUCUUGUGUAUCUUCUAUUUCGUGUUCGACCAAGUCCCGCUCAAGGAUUGUCAAACUGCGAUUAGGCCCGAAUCUGUGGGGCAGGAACUGUCCCAGCUCUCCCAAUGGAUGGUGAAGUUUGCCAAGGAAGUUGGAAGCCACAUGGACCGACCAGAGUCGCUGAACGAAGCAUCACUCACUUCAUUCUGGAAUGCUCCAAGCUUCCAUGUAUUCGAGGCGGAUGAAUCCAAAACCGAAGGGGGGGAAUGGACUAAUUUCAAUCAGUUCUUCUGUCGUCAUCUCAAGGACGGCGCACGGCCCAUUGAUGGCGAAGGUGACGACAACAUUGUCAUUUUCCCUGCAGAUUCAACCUUCUCCGGUUACUGGGAUAUCACUGACGAGUCGAUGGUCGAGCUGAAAGGUCUACCAUGGCAUAUAGGUGAUCUCCUUGGGCCAUACAAGUCCGACUACGGCGAGUCUUUCAAGGGCGGGAUCUGGUUGCAUUCUUUUCUGAACUCAUUUGACUAUCAUCGCCAGCAUGCGCCGGUGGGAGGUACUAUCAAAGUCAUCGACACGAUUGAUGGCGCGGCCUAUUUAGAUGUUGAAUAUCAGCCUGAUAGUCGGUCUUUGAUGCCAAAACGCCCUAUGCGUCCUAUAUACUCCUCAGGGCCUGUUUAUCGGGGAGCGGAGGCGACGGAUAAAGAAGGAUACCAGUUCCUGCAAGCACGAGGGGUCAUCAUCAUAGAGAACGACAGGAUAGGCACGGUUGCUGUUUUACCGAUCGGUAUGGCACAAGUCUCAUCUGUGGUGGUCAGGGACGACCUCAAGCCAGGUGCCACCAUCAACAAAGGUGAUGAAAUCUCACAUUUUGAGUUUGGUGGCUCUGAUAUUGUUGUGAUGUUUCAGGGCGGAAAGAUAGAUCCUCAUACUCUCCCACAGCCAUUGUCACGCAAAAGCGAAGAGCCCUUGUACGAGCAUCAUAACUAUGGAGAGAUGCUCGCUAAGUCCAAGUCAAACGCACAGUUGCCAGUGGCUGACAUCAGCCAUGCACUCUUAGUCCCACUGUGGGGGCUGUUUAUAAUGCCACCUCAAACGCGAGCAAUCCAACAUAGCGAAAGUGUGGGGAAGAAAAAACGAAAACCUGUGCGCCGUGACCCGGAGAAGAGGCGGCAACAGAACAUUCAAGCCCAACGCAGAUACCGAGAAAAGCUACGUGAGCGCUUAGGUCGUCUCGAAGCGCUGGCAGAGUCUGCGGGACAGUCCUCGGCCAUUGAAAGCACCCCGGCUUCGGGCAUACAACCAAGUGGGGCGAUCACAGCGCCUGGCCUACCCAUCGCUUCAAGUACUAUCGUUCCAAAGACCCUUCCACUCUAUGAUGCUUCGGAUGUAUCGGUUCCGUGUACAUCUGUGGCGACCCUUAGUAAUUGCCAGCAACUUAUCCCAAUCUCAGAUGGGAGUCCACCGACAUUAUACACAUCAGACUCUACCACAACACCCUAUCUAUAUUCUGAUGAAUCUCCCUCAACAAUAAGUGCCUGGGAUCCUCCAUCAUGUGUGGAUCCUUCUCUUCUCAUUCGCGAUAAGCCCAGUGAUAGCCUGGAGCUGUACUGGACAACCACCAUUGACUGCGGCUGUACCAGUCCGCAUUUCCGAAUACAGACAGACGGUCCAGACCUUCUCGGCCGUAAUGAAGUCAGGGUAUUCAGGUUCGGCGCCAAUACAACUACAGCCGAUCCAUAUAUCAAUAGUCUCCGGAUUGAUAGAGUUUGCACCAUCGCCGCAAUUCUUGAUCUUGUUAGGCAUUUAGGCAUUACGGAGGAAGGGUUAUGUGCUGACCAAUCUCCCUCGCCAUUCUUUCGGCCCGGCGCAGUGAUGGUAGACGAUACAGCCAGGACCAAUUUGAUUCGCACUGUUCAGGAAACAUUCAAGACUUUAAAGCCAGAUCUGAGGCCAUCUCAAGAACAAAUCACUAUCGAGCACCAUCCGAUCAUAGACAUUCUACCUUUCCGAACACUACGGAGAAACCUCAUCACUCGCCAGCACGAUAUAGAUGAGGAUGAGUUCUUCGACGAUAUGCUUUCUGGCUUAGUAUGCUGGGGAGGUGCUGGCAUUGGGAAGAGGGAUCGGCAAGUCUCCACUGGGUAUGCAUCGACAGGUACGCCGUGGGAUGUCCGUAGUUGGGAGGGAAAGUUGUGGUUUCUGAAGAAGUAUUGGGCGCUUUUGGGUGGUGAAGAUGGUGAGCUCGUACGACAAAGUGAAUGGUGGCGCAGUAUCAGGGGAGACGAAAGUGAGCAGGAGACCAUGUGGCUUGGAUAG
This is a messenger RNA of Aspergillus costaricaensis CBS 115574, 2592 nucleotides long. RefSeq lists its product as uncharacterized. Gene Ontology annotation, biological process: phospholipid biosynthetic process; regulation of DNA-templated transcription. Lineage: Eukaryota; Fungi; Ascomycota; Eurotiomycetes; Eurotiales; Aspergillaceae. The transcript is spliced from 4 exons. The record is from RefSeq and is a predicted model, not a curated record. The coding region runs from base 1 to 2592 and encodes 863 amino acids. Gene Ontology annotation, molecular function: phosphatidylserine decarboxylase activity; DNA-binding transcription factor activity.